Messenger RNA from Hippocampus zosterae (dwarf seahorse), 1535 nucleotides. Its product is annotated as actin-related protein 2/3 complex subunit 1B-B-like. The coding region runs from base 80 to 1219 and encodes 379 amino acids. Gene Ontology annotation, cellular component: Arp2/3 protein complex; actin cytoskeleton. The transcript is spliced from 9 exons. Gene Ontology annotation, biological process: Arp2/3 complex-mediated actin nucleation. Gene Ontology annotation, molecular function: actin filament binding. The record is from RefSeq and is a predicted model, not a curated record. Lineage: Eukaryota; Metazoa; Chordata; Actinopteri; Syngnathiformes; Syngnathidae.
UCUUCAUUUGCGUGUGUGUUUGUGUUUCCCAACCAGAUUCCUGCUUGGCAUCCAGUGUGUUUUUUUUUCCUGAUUGGCCAUGGCCUUCCACAGCUUCCUGUUGGAACCAAUUAGCUGCCACGCCUGGAACAAAGAUGGCACCCAAGUGGCCAUCUGCCCCAACAACCACGAGGUCCACAUCUACAAGAAGGACGGGGCCAAGUGGACCAGGAUCCACGAGCUCAAGGAGCACAACGGUCAAGUGACAGGCGUGGACUGGGCGCCCGACAGCAACCGCAUCGUGACGUGCGGCGCCGACCGCAACGCCUACGUGUGGACCCUGAAGGAGGGCGCCUGGAAGCCCACCCUGGUCAUCCUGCGCAUCAACCGGGCGGCGCGCUGCGUCAAGUGGUCGCCGCGGGAGAACAAAUUUGCCGUGGGAAGCGGCUCGCGACUCAUCUCCGUCUGCUACUUUGAGCAGGAGAACGACUGGUGGGUGUGCAAGCACAUCAAGAAGCCCAUCCGCUCCACCAUCCUCAGUCUGGACUGGCACCCCAACAACGUGCUGCUGGCCGCCGGCUCCUGCGACUUCAAGUGCAGGGUGUUCUCGGCCUACAUCAAAGAGGUGGAGGAGAAGCCGAGCCCCACCCCCUGGGGCAGCAAGAUGCCCUUCGGAGAGAUGCUCUUCGAGUCCGGGGGGUCCGCGGGCCAGGUUCCCGGCGCGGCGGCCGGCGGCUGGGUGCACGGCGUCUGCUUCUCCCACUCGGGCAACCGCCUGGCUUGGACCUCGCACGACUCUGCCGUGUCGGUCGCCGAGGGCGGCAAGACCAGCACCGUGAGCAGUCUGAGGUCCGACACGCUUCCUCUUCUGUGCGUUACCUUCAUCACCGAGAGCAGUUUAGUCGCCGCUGGCCACGACUGUUGCCCCAUGCUCUUCGUGCUGGACGCCGCUAAAGGAGGCCUGGUGUUUGGGGGCAAACUGGACGUCCCCAAGCAGGCGGCCCAGAAGGGGAUCAGCGCCAGGGAGCGCUUCCAGAACUUGGACCGCCGUGCCUCGGAGACCCAGAGCACCGACAAGGACCUGAGCACGCUGCACAAGAACAGCAUCAGUCAUAUCUCGGUGCUGCAAGGGGGGCGCAACCAGUGCACCAAGUUCUGCACCACUGGCAUGGAUGGAGGCAUGUGCAUCUGGGAUGUCAAGACUCUGGAGUCAUCUAUGAGGAACCUGAAGAUUGUGUGAAGUGACUCAUGAAGAAGGCUUAUUACGUAAAGCUUCUGCGCCAUAUUUUGAAGGCGGUCUUACUAUUAUUCUUUUUUCAAAUGUUUUUAUGCUCAUGUCAAACACUCGGACGGGUGCGUCUUCUGUGUUAGCUCCGCGCGCUAACCCGGGCGUCCGCUAACGGUCCCGAUGAUGCAAGACCUGGGCUAACGCUUGCAGCAGUAUUUUAUAGAUGACAAUAAUGAUGAUAUCCACGAGGUGAGGCUGCGAGUCCUCCUAUUUCGACGCUUAUGCUGGUCAUAAUAUGCAUUUAAUAAAUGGUACAUAUUGCAUUCCA